AUCACAACUUGAAACCUGACAAAUUCGACCGACAUCAUUCAGUGGAUACGAUAAUGAAAAUUUGAAGCAACAUUCACACCGGCGAAUGUCAAAAUUCUCACUCCCGAAGUAUGGGUGUUACAUUAACCGAAAGAUUCACCGCCAGUUUUGAUGUGCAGUAAAUAAUAUCGAACGAGAAAUGACAAGAUGUAACCGUUGCAACUAUAACAAUCGGCUGAAAAGCUCAGCUUACAACCCGUCCGGACAGCGCCACGAGGUACAAUUAACGACGUACAACGCGAUGACUAAUCACCUUCGCAGAGUCCUGCUGGCGAAGAGCGUCGUGGACUGUGGAAAGGUCGAUGGGGUCUCGAAGAAAAACGGAAGACGAACGAAAACAUCGGCGAGGGGGCGAGAGGUCCGGACGGCGAAGGAGUCUCUUUCGCAAAACGUCAUCGACAGGCUCGCCUAUGACACGAAGUAUCAUCCAAACGUGGUAGCGAAGAUGAGCUGGCGGCACGACAGACUAUCUUCCAGAUUUUUCUCCAGGGAGAGAAGCGAUCGGUCAACUUCGCCCGAUGCAAGCGACGAUUCCAGCCUCCAGGACCGUCGAGUUUCACCGAAACACUCCGAGGAAGAUGUUUGCGCGAUUUGCGCUGCUCGAUUAACGUCGUCUCCGAAGCGGACAGAGAAUUCGGGCUCAGCGUUCCGUGGCAGCGUGAAGGAGUCGAAAAUUUGCCGCAUCUCAAUGCCACGCGUGACAUCGUUCUCGGAAAUAUCUUGUCCCGAACCGCCUGAGUUCGGGGUCUGCGUUCCCAGGCCAACGUCGAGCGUCAGCUUCGAGGGAUUUUCCAGCAGCAGCGAGGUCUCGAUGUACGUCAAUUUCGUCUACGACAUGACCAAGGAGAUAAUGGACAUGGGCUACUACGUGGACAAGGAUAUCGAGGCGGUGUUUGCACGGCAUUUCGAGAAGAACUUGGGGCGGUUGAACAAAGAAAAAAUGUUGCAAGAGAUUAACUGUCUGAAAAGGGCUCUGAGCGUAAACUGCGAGUCCGACGACGACGAGGAAGUCGAUGUAGUAGUCAGCAGCUGUGGGCGAUUGGUUUGCUCGGCGACCAGCCUUCCCAGGACUUCCGGUACCCUGAAGGAUUUCAAAGAGAGGGUGAAGCAAGACCCAGUCUCCGGCAUGAAGUGCGAAUCUUUGGUAUCUGUGGAAAAUAAAUCUGCAGAUAUUAUCGUUACUCAAGAGGACGUGAUAAAUACUUUGUUAGAUAUGGAUUUGAAACCCGACAAGGCAGAGGAAAUUUGUAAAACUUUGAAGGAUAGGAGUAAGGAGCAGACUUUCGGACAGAACAGAGAUUGGAACAGUCGCAAUAAUAUUCAGCCAAGUGCUUACAGUUCGCUUUGCCAACUGCAGCCAAGCGCUCCAAUAAAGUCGACAGUGCCUAACGCGGAAACGUCUCGAAUGCGUGACUUGAAUACAUAUGAGAACGGGUUGCUUGAUGAUCUGUGCAGUGCUACUGACGGAGGAGAGGCAAUAGAACCAGAUCGUGCGGUUGACCAAAAAGCCGAUGCUGCCUCGGUCAUUGCAGAAUCUGAAACAAAGAAAAGUACAGACGAUAGUCGAUUGGGGUCAAACAACACAGAGCAAAGGUGUCUCGACGUGAACUCUGACCUUGUUGACGACUCAAAAGUGAUCGAGCUCUCCGAGGAGAUAGAAUCUCAAUCUAAUCAGAAUGCGAAAAGUACUUUCGGCUCUGGCCAACCGUUAAUCCUGCAAGAAGAAUGAAUUAGAAAAGAAUACAGUGUUCCAGUACGUUAAUUUAAGCGAAUAUCAACCUACCGUAAAUCUUAUAUUGACGAUAGAUCAAUGAUAGAAAUAUCGCAGCAAGAUUUGUUCCAGAGUACGUUAAUUAAUAAUCGUUGGAAUCAACUUAUUGGACUGAAAAGAAUAGAUUGCUAGACCUAAAUUAGCCUAAUCUAUGAAUAAGAGAAAUAGAUGAAUGUAAAAAUUACACGUUUACAAGAUAAUUGGAUAUUUAUUACGAGGAAAUUGUAAUAUUCAUUUACGAAUGAUACAUUUUGCUUCACGUAUGUACGUAUACAUUGCAGGCUCACAAUGUUAUAAUAUAAUAUAAUACCUAUUACCAAAAGUGCCUGCGCUGUAUCGUGUGCGUGAGAUGUAGAGAAACAGAAGGAAAACUAUAUUAAAAAAAAAAAAAAAACAAUAGUAAAAACAAAAAAGUACUUUAACGAAAAGACAGAAAGUUUUUUUCUCGAGUCACUAAUCAACUGCCAUCUCGCUUAGCAUAUUUCAAUGUAUAUUCAACAGCAAUAAAAUAUAUAUAGUGAAAAAAUAUAUAUCAACACACAUCGUAUUAUUUAUUUUCUUUUUGGUGACAAUGAAGCCGACGGCUGUUGUCAUCUAACUGUAUCCAUACACGGUAUGCGUAUAUGGUAUAUCUGUUUUAAGCAUAAGUACGUAUAUAACUACGUAGUACGUAU
Neodiprion fabricii is the source of this 2484-nucleotide messenger RNA. RefSeq lists its product as uncharacterized. Gene Ontology annotation, cellular component: ciliary basal body; axoneme. Gene Ontology annotation, biological process: microtubule cytoskeleton organization. The record is from RefSeq and is a predicted model, not a curated record. The transcript is spliced from 9 exons. Bases 179 to 1768 code for a protein of 529 amino acids. NCBI's taxonomy places the organism in Eukaryota, Metazoa, Arthropoda, Insecta, Hymenoptera, Diprionidae.